AUGGACAAAAAUGAAGAAACCAAGCAACCUGUCGACGUUAUCUACAACAAAAAUGAUUCAUCAGUCUCUCCCUUCAUCAGCUAUCUAACCGCGGCUUUUGACCGCAAAGGGAUCAAGCAGUUUUAUGGGCUCAAACUUUUCUUGGUGAUUUUCUCUAGUGGCUACCCAUCUUCCGUAUCAUGCCUAGAGAAACUCAUGAAGGUUCUUGAAUUAUCUCGCUGUGAUAAAAACAGCUAUGUGGUGGUUCCGGUGUUCUAUGGUGUAAGUCGAUUGGCUGUGAAGCAACAAUCGGGGACGUUUAGAGAUGCGUUCACAGAGCUCGAAAGGUCAUAUCCUGAAGAUCAGGUGACUAAAUGGCGAUUCGCUCUAGCAGAAACAGCGGAAUUGCAAGGCUGUGAGUAUAAUGAUGAUUCAAGUGAUGAAUACAAUUUUAUGGAGAAGAUCGCUCAAGAUAUGUUUGAGAAACUCUAUCCAACAGAAGAGCUUGGGAUCUACAAGCGACAACUUGACAUAGAAAACUUGCUAUGCAAGCAACCAUGGGGCGUUCGCACUCUAGGCAUUUUGGGUGAGCCUGGCAUAGGCAAGACAACGCUGACUAAAGCGGUCCACCGCAGAAUGUCUAGUGGCUAUGAUGUUUUUCGCUUCAUCGAAGAUUUCCACAAAGAAUAUAGUGAAAGGAGACUUGAGCCUUUGCCGUGUGCUUUCUUUCGUGUCACUCCAGUGGAAGAAUUUGACCUAAACAAUCCAGAUGUCGAGCCACCAAGCCAGCGCGAAAAAAGGAUUCUCCUUGUUCUAGAUGAUGUUCGAAAUGCGGGAGAUGUAGAGUCUUUUCUUGGAGUGGUUGAUCAGUUUGGUCCAGGGAGCUUGAUCAUCAUAACCUCAAGAGAUAAACGAGUUCUUGAACAGUGUCGUGUUAAUGAGAUUUAUGAGUUAAAAGGUCUAAAUGAUGAAGAUGCUAUGAAGCUAUUGACAAGGUGUGCCUUUGGGAAUGGAGUGAUAGAGCAGAAGCUUCUGGAUCUUUCAAUGAGAGUGGUUAAACGUUCUGAUGGUAACCCGUCUACUCUCAUCUCGUAUGCUGAGAAGCUAAAGGGUAAGAAAAAGACCGAAAUGAAGUCAGCUUUGCUCGAGAUCUGCCAUGAUGCAUGUAUUGACACUAAGAAGAACACAACUUCGUGCUUAACCUAUGGAAAUGCUGAUGAACAUGGCGUUUUGGACACUAGAGAGGCCAAAUCCAUAUUCCAGAAACCGUCUAUCAAGUGUGCCGCUGAAAGAUUUCUAUCUGAUCUUGAGAAUCUUCCGGUAUUCGACCAUCCCAGCCAUGUCUAUGAUCUAAAGGUUUCCCACUUGGAUCAUGACCCUGCAAUGCAAUCCUUUCUCCAAGGAUUUUCUGAUCAACUCUGCAAAAUAUGGGAACGAGGUGGAUAUUAUAAGAGCUUCCUGAGUUUGAAGAGGAUCAACCUUGAGAACUUAGAGACACUAGUUGAAGCUGAAGAACUCUCGGAAGCACCUUGCCUUGAGGAAAUCGAUCUUCGAGAUUGCAAAAACUUGGAGAGCAUACCAGUCACUGAUAAGCUAAAACAUCUCAAAGUUCUUAAUCUUUCUGGUUGCAAGGGGAUCAAACGUUAUCCAAGAGUUGUAUGGCCCUUAAUAGAAUUGAAUCUUGAAGGAACUGGUAUAAGAGAAAUCAGAUCUGAGACAACACAGUACUCUGAAUUGGGAAGGGAAGGUUUACUUGACAGGCAAGAAGUUUCAGCGUCGAGACAUUUUCUGGCUCUAAUGCUGAUCCAGAAGCUCUGUGACUGA
Molecule: messenger RNA, 1803 nt
Organism: Arabis nemorensis
Lineage: Eukaryota; Viridiplantae; Streptophyta; Magnoliopsida; Brassicales; Brassicaceae
Source: the annotation of a GenBank genome assembly